Messenger RNA from Malania oleifera, 1017 nucleotides. RefSeq lists its product as uncharacterized. The record is from RefSeq and is a predicted model, not a curated record. The coding region runs from base 1 to 1017 and encodes 338 amino acids. The transcript is spliced from 2 exons. Lineage: Eukaryota; Viridiplantae; Streptophyta; Magnoliopsida; Santalales; Ximeniaceae.
AUGAAAUCUUGGCCUGGGGUGCGGGCGGCGUGCAGGGACUAUGCUGGGCAGAGCCGCAGCAGGUUGAUCUCCACAGGGUACUAUCAAGGACCUCCGGUGCUGGCGCCUCCACAGUAUGGCUAUGCUGCUCCGCCGUCUCAGAGAAGCCCUGGUUCCCUCUGGGGGUGCAUAUGUGAGGACCCAGGGCAUGUGAUUGAUGCAUGUUCAACUAUUCCUGCUUUUAAGGAAGUUUUGCUUGAUCAAUCUAACCCAGUGCAUAUGGUUUCUAAGAAUUCUUCUGGACCUUAUUCUAAUACUUAUAAUGUAGGUUGGAGAAAUCAUCCAAAUCUCAGUUGGAAAAAUGACCAAGUGGGGCCAUCUACGCAGGGACCAAGUCAAUAUAAUCCUUAUGCAGCUGCUGUCCACGGCUUGGGACCACCUCAUUUUCCAAAUCAGCCGCCCUCAAUGCAGAGAAGAGGAAUGGAAGACUCCAUACAGCAGCUAACUGUUAGCUUGCAACAGUUUAUGCAGAGUCAGAGCAUGAUCAACAACCAGAACUCCCAGACCAUCAAUGACAUCAGAGGGACUCUAACUAGAGUAACCACCACUUUGAGUAACCAGGAGAAAGGAAAAUUUCGAGCUCAACCCCAACCCAAUCCACAAGGGCACAGUCAAUCAUCUCAAAAUACUGGUGAAGGAAGCAAUGUGAAAUCAGUCAAAGCUAUUACAACUUUGAGGAAUGGUAAGGUUUUGGGUGACCCUGUCCAUGGUGCAGAAAGUUCAGGUAAAAAUGCUAACCCUCCUCUUGAUAGUGGUGAGUCAAGCACUUUAAUUUCAAAUAAUGAUGCAUAUCUCAUACUUGCACCGUUUCCACAACGUUUUCUUUCUUUGCACAAGGAUAAACAACAUGCUGAAAUCCUAGAAAUUUUUAAGCAAGUUAGGAUUAACAUUUUACUUCUAGAUGCUAUAAAACAAAUUCCUGCUUAUGCUAAAUUUCUAAAGGAUUUAUGUACUGUAAAACGCAAACUGAAUGUGUAG